Messenger RNA from Nothoprocta perdicaria, 378 nucleotides. RefSeq names its product CD59 glycoprotein-like. The coding region runs from base 1 to 378 and encodes 125 amino acids. NCBI's taxonomy places the organism in Eukaryota, Metazoa, Chordata, Aves, Tinamiformes, Tinamidae. The transcript is spliced from 3 exons. The record is from RefSeq and is a predicted model, not a curated record.
AUGAUGAGGACGGUCUUCAGCCUCGUUCUUGUCAGCUGCCUUUUUGUAAUCAAAAGUGAAGCACUGCAGUGUUACACUUGUGUAGGCUCUAGUGAUGAAGACUGUAACAGACAAGGAACCCAGCAGUGCCCAGGGCACUCGGAUGCAUGUGCAGUGAUAAGAGGACAAGCAAGUGGCAUUAUGAAGUCCUGUUCGUUCAGGUCGUUUUGUGAGCGGGCMAAGAGAGAUGGAUCCAGAGCUCCUGGAGUGAGUGUCCACUGCUGCUACUCAAACAACUGCAAUGCGAGAAGCCUGGGCUCCAGAAUCACCCCUUCCACAAGCUACUUACUGCUUCUCAUCUUUACACUGCUUUGGCACCCCUUGUUUAAGUUGACAUGA